Chrysochloris asiatica (Cape golden mole) is the source of this 1816-nucleotide messenger RNA. RefSeq names its product plexin domain containing 2 (gene PLXDC2). The transcript is spliced from 13 exons. The record is from RefSeq and is a predicted model, not a curated record. Lineage: Eukaryota; Metazoa; Chordata; Mammalia; Afrosoricida; Chrysochloridae. Bases 1 to 1443 code for a protein of 480 amino acids.
AUGGCGAGGUUACCAAAGGCCGAUUUGGCAGCUGCAGGAGUUGUGUUACUUUGCCACUUUUUAAUGGACGGGUUUCAGUUCGCCGAAGGGGAGACCUCCCGAAACCAGAUAAAUGAUUGGCGAUAUGGAGUGACUCAGGCCUUCCCUCAAACAGAGGAUGAGGUGGAAGUGUAUUCACAAGUUGACAGGCACAGGUGGAGAAGAAACUUAGACUUUCUCAAGGCGGUCGACACGAACCGAGCAAGCCUGGGUCCUGAUUCUACAGAGCCUAGAGGCUUCUCGGACCUUCUCAUGGAUGAUGGACAGGACAACAACACGCAGAUUGAGAGAGUGAAUCUGUCCUUCAAUUUUCCAUUUUAUGGUCAUUCCCUGCGUGAAAUCACUGUGGCAACUGGGGGUUUUAUAUACACUGGAGAAGUUGUACAUCGAAUGUUAACAGCCACGCAGUACAUAGCACCUUUAAUGGCAAAUUUUGAUCCCAGUGUGUCCAGAAAUUCAACAGUCAGAUAUUUUGAUAAUGGCACCGCACUUGUUGUCCAGUGGGAUCAUGUACAUCUCCAAGACAAUUACAACCUGGGAAGUUUCACGUUCCAGGCAACCCUACUCACUGAUGGACGUAUAAUCUUUGGAUACAAGGAAAUUCCUGUCUUGGUCACACAGAUAAGUGCCACCAAUCACCCAGUGAAAGUGGGGCUGUCUGAUGCAUUUGUCGUUGUCCACAGGAUCCAGCAAAUUCCCAAUGUUAGAAGAAGAACAAUUUAUGAGUACCAUCGAGUAGAGCUACAGAUGUCAAAAAUUACAAACAUUUCAGCUGUGGAGAUGACUCCAUUACCUACAUGUCUCGAGUUUAAUGAGUGUGACUCCUGUGUAUCCUCUCAGAUUGGCUUCAAUUGCAGUUGGUGUAGUAAACUUCAAAGAUGUUCCAGUGGAUUUGAUCGUCAUCGGCAGGACUGGGUGGACAGUGGAUGCCCUGAAGAGUCAAAAGAGAAGAUGUGUGAGGACACAGAGCCAGAGGAAACUUCUUCUCCAACCACAACGAUCAGAGCGACAACCACACAAUUCAGGGUCUUAACCACCACCAGAAGAGCAUCAACAGCCCAACUGCCAACCAGCCUGCCCACAGAAGAUGAUACCAAGAUUGCACUACAUCUCAAAGAUAAUGGAGCUUCCACAGAUGACAGUGCAGCUGAGAAGAAAGGAGGAAGUCUUCAUGCUGGCCUCAUCGUUGGAAUUCUCAUCCUGGUCCUCAUUAUCGCAGCAGCUAUUCUUGUGACAGUCUACAUGUAUCACCAUCCGACUUCAGCAGCCAGCAUCUUCUUUAUUGAGAGACGUCCAAGCAGAUGGCCUGCAAUGAAGUUUCGAAGAGGUUCUGGACACCCUGCAUAUGCUGAAGUAGAACCAGUGGGAGAAAAAGAAGGUUUUAUUGUAUCCGAGCAGUGCUAAAAGUUCUAGGACAGAGCUGCACCAGUACUGGCCUACAGGUGUUAAGACUAAAAUUUUGCCUAUACUUUUAAGACAAAUAAACAAACAUACAUACAAAGGAGCCCUAAGCUGCUGUAGCCUGAAGGUGACAAGAUUUCUGGACAAGCCCAGCCCAGGAAGGGUAAAAGAAAAAAAAAAAAAUCCAACUUACACAAGAUACCAUAUUAUCACUGAACAGAUGUAAUUCCACUAAGGAAUUCUGUGUAGUUCACUCAGAACAUCUCCUGUGGACUUUACUGAAGUACGACAAGAUUACAGCACUAUUGGUUUAGAUGCAGGGUAGCCAAGGGAUGGAUAAAAUAAUGUUGUUAACAGCUUUAGUUCUCAAGGGAUC